AUGGAGAGGCUGAUACGGAAGCAACUCCCCAAGUUCAAGCACGGCCGGCCCGAAAUCGAGUCGGCAGCAUUCGACGCGCUUCACAAAUUGACGCCGAAGGACGAUCUGGAACAGGAGCUGCUCUGGACGGCUCUGGCUUUUGCUACUCGAAAUUCCGCCCCGGCGUCAUUUCUCAGUUCGCGCAACUGGUUGACGCAACGAGUGGCGACGAUGCACCGACAGACAGCAUCCACGUCGUCGGCUCUGUUCAUCAUGGAAUUGCUGCUCAGGAAUCCGAAGAAAACGAUCGAAGACCACAGUCUGACGAUUGACGCCGUCCUGCUCGAUCUCCUCGACGAUUCUGUGCGAAAUGAGGGCCAGGCUGCCGAGGAAGGGAAAGAAGCGGCGAUGGCGACAUUUGCACUCAGGCAUGGAUCAUCGGCGAUCCCUCGAAUCUUGAAGACGCUCACCAUCGUGCUCAGCAAGCGGAUGACUACGGAAGCCGACCAGUCGGAGAUUCUACAGCUGAAAGUGCUCGGACAGCCGGCGCAUCGUGGCAAAUUGGCCAAAACAUUGCUGGAGUUGCUGGCAAAGAUUUUGGGAAAGGCCAAACCCGGGGAAUCGGUGCCGCUGAACGAGCUGAUCGCCACGCUGGCGCAGGUUUUGCGCGAGAAGGAGCUGCAACCCCUCGCUUUCGACAUCAUCACCCGAUUGGCCGAAGCUUCCGGGGCGGCGUUGCUCAGCCUGGUGCCAAAGAUUGUAUCGCUGCUGACAUCAAACCUGGACACUCCUUCGGCCGCUCUUUUCGCUUGCAUUGGCAAAUACGCAGAGCUCUACGGGCCAUCUUCCGGUCUCCAGACGCGUCUUUUUGACAUCUGGACUUCAAUGGUUCAGCCGCUACACGAACAGGAAUACAAAAACGAAGCGGCCUAUGCGGUCUCGCAGAUCAUCACGCGCUGUGGGUACUUGGUGAAGCCUGAGGUGCUCCAAACAGUGGCGCGUGCGGCAUGUCAAUGGGCGCUGCGGUAUCCCGGCGUCGAAGCGGCGCACGUCAUCGUGGCCUCGCUGUUGACGGCGCAAAAUGAGCACGUUCCGCCGCCUGUUCAUAUUGCUCGCCGACUUUGCGUUCUGUGCCCGACAUCGGCUGUCCGUCCGCUCCUGCUCGGUUUGACAGAUUCUCUGGCACGGCCCAGACUUCAUGAUGUCGCCUCGCUGCGCGUCCGCUCUCUCCAGCCUGGGAAGGAGACUGUCGACGAUGACUCGCAACUCCUUCACAUCGACGAAAAAGCUCGGGAGAACCGGCGGCUAUUGAACAAUACAAGCGAACCGAUUCCGGACGUGGAUAUCUGUCUGACCGAGGACGAGAUGGAAGAAAACGAGGAGAACCCGACUCAUUUUGGAAUAAAGGGGCCUCUGCACCAAGGCGGCGUUGCUCAAGAAACCCCAGACUUGGCCGUCAACCUCACCGAGGAUGAGCUGGAGAUUCUGGAGGACGAGACGAAUAGAGCGAAUCAAGCACGACUAGCGCAGAAAACGAAAAACUUCAACUCCAUGAAGCGGAAGCGCAAUCGCACCAAGGAGCUCAUGUUUGAAAAGUCUGACGGUGGAGCGCCGGAUAUUGAGGUGGCUCUUACCGAGGACGAGAUGACCGAGAAUGACGCGACCCAUAUUGUGAAGGUGCCAAUGACAAAGCGGUCGAAAAAGUUGCAGCAAAAGAGGCUGCGAUUGGCACAGGAAUCACAGAGAGAUGAGCAGCCGGAGGCAACGCAAGCGACACCUGCUACGAAAAGCACUGAUGGGAUCGCCCGUUCGACUUUCGUCAGCCAACUGGAGCAGCGGUUGGACAAGAAGGAACGGGCCAAGAAGAAGAAGAAGGAAAAGCAGGGCGCCGCUCCAACAAGUGUAGCGCAAUCCACGCCCUCCGCCCCCGAAGCCUACCCGCAAUCAGUCCAAGACAUCCUGAAUUGCUUCUACACGGAA
Molecule: messenger RNA, 1959 nt
Organism: Mesorhabditis spiculigera
Lineage: Eukaryota; Metazoa; Nematoda; Chromadorea; Rhabditida; Rhabditidae
Source: the annotation of a GenBank genome assembly